Oncorhynchus mykiss (rainbow trout) is the source of this 2425-nucleotide messenger RNA. Its product is annotated as protein FosB. Gene Ontology annotation, cellular component: nucleus. Gene Ontology annotation, molecular function: RNA polymerase II cis-regulatory region sequence-specific DNA binding; DNA-binding transcription factor activity, RNA polymerase II-specific. Gene Ontology annotation, biological process: regulation of transcription by RNA polymerase II. NCBI's taxonomy places the organism in Eukaryota, Metazoa, Chordata, Actinopteri, Salmoniformes, Salmonidae. The record is from RefSeq and is a predicted model, not a curated record.
UGUACAUUAAUAAUCUUGCCUGUCUUAUUCAUGAACAUAUUCAUUAGGCAAUGGGCCAAACUAGCCCUCAAAGUUUUACCUGAUCUGGAGCUUAACUCUACAAUAUUUAGGCUUUUUUUUACUGAGUCUAGAAAAUAAUUAUUAGUCUACAUGAGCAUACACCUCCAAAAUACUAAGAACAAGUGCAUUUGGAUGAUCAUUUCAUCUGCUUUUACAAUACAUCAUUUGGCUACGUGCACACUAAAACAUGUUGUUUCAUUAAAUUUACUAUCCGAAAAUGUUUACUGGUUAGAAAUAUUUCGUGGCUGUGUUAGUAACAUUUUCUAUUCUCGUCUGCUGUACCGUUUCUGUGGGAGAGGGAAUCCCUAGCUAAACGUCAUUACCAAGGAUACCAAACAAAAACAUAACCCCAUAAAUGGGCACGUACGUCAGCGGAACUCCGAGGCGGGACUUCGUGUCCUUUACAAUGCUUCGCUCGUACUCCAUGGAUUCAUUCAUAAGACAAGACUCGCUUCUGUGGGCCGAGACUAUAUCGCUGAUCAGUUUAUCCAUAGUGGACUUUUACAUGGAUCUAUAAUUGCACAUUGGAAAAACGGACAAAGGACAUAUUUUAACGGACUCUGAAUUGGAUCAAUGAGUUUUUAAAAUCCCGGAACGUAAGGACUGUUUCCAUUGCAGCGAACUGGAUUUUCUUCUUCAUGCAACUUUUUUGGAAAGAGACCAAGAGCAUCUUACCGGAGCACAAUAAGGAACACAUUAACGGUGACGUCACACUCAUUCCGGGAACUAUAGGUUUUUCACUCGGCUCCUCCGGGGUAAUGUUCCAAGGGUUCCCCGGUGACUUUGAUACCAUCUCCCGUGGAAGUUCGUCCCCGUCUAUUGAGUCUCAGUACCUUUCCUCCGUGGACUCCUUCGGGAGCCCGCCGGCCAGUGCCUCACAGGAUUGUGUGUCUGCUGGUGGCGGGGACGGGGUAGGCAGUGGUUCCGGGGGCAGCAGUGGAGGAGUGGAUAUGCCAGGCUCCUUUGUGCCCACAGUCACAGCCAUCACUAGCAGCCAGGACCUGCAGUGGAUGGUGCAGCCAACUCUCAUCUCGUCCCAGGCCUCUGGCCAAAGUGGGACCCAGUCUGUGUCCCUCGUAGACCCUUAUGAUCUGCCAGGGCCCAGUUAUUCCUCUGGCUCAGGUUUUACUCCCGCAGGCUCUGAGACCCCGGGGCAAGGCCCAGCCCCGGGCCCCAUCCGCCAGUCUAGGACCCGUAGUCGCCGUGUACGAGACGAGUCUGUGAGUGACGAUGGAGAUGUUGGUGUGUUUUUGACUCCAGAGGAGCAGGAGAAGAGGCGUGUUCGGCGCGAGAGGAACAAGCUGGCAGCCGCCAAAUGCCGAAACCGCCGGCGCGAACUCACUGACCGACUGCAAGGGGAGACCGACAUCCUGGAGGAGGAGAAGUCUGAGCUGGAGGCUGAGAUCUCUGAGCUGCAGAAGGAGAAGGAGCGCCUGGAGUUUGUCCUGGUGGCUCACGAGCCCAGCUGCAAGAUCCCCUACCAGGAGCAGCAGGCCUCAGGCUCCACACAGCUCCAGCAUCAGCCCCUACUGCCCCAACAGGCCCCCGUCUCCAUCGUGGGCUUGACUGUGGAGGACACUUUCUACCUGCCUCCCGCCUACACCUCGCAGCCUUCUACUUCGCAGCAUCAGCAGCAGCAGCGACAACAGCAGCAGGUUCAACCGCAGCAGCAGGUUCAACCGCAGCAGCAGGUUCAUCCGCAGCAACAGGUUAAUCCGCACCCGGGGAUGAUGCAGGAGGUAGCGUUUUCUAGUUCUUUCUAUGGCUCAAGCGAGCCUGCGCCGGGUGGGCCGUGCCUGGUGGCCGACGGUGGGGGUGGUGGUCACCAUGAUGGCGCGGCCGCUGGCAGCUACAACCCUUCAUACACAUCUUCAUUUGUGUUCAGCUACCCAGAGGGAGCCUGCGGGGUCAGCGCUAACCAGAGAAACAGCAGCAGCGAGCAGUCCUCUGGUUCCCUGAACUCGCCCUCGCUGCUCGCGCUCUGACUGACCGACAGAGACACACACCACACGCGCGCGCCCCUACGCCAAUCACUUAUAUACGGCAAAAAACAGUUGCUCAUGGUAGACGAGGUCAACAACAUGGAUGAACAUACAUUAUAUAAUGAGCCAUACAAAAAUCGCACACAUUCAGACCGAGUAAACAUGACAUCAAGCAAAGUUUGACCGCAUAGCAUUUAGUGCACACAGUUGUCCUUAUGAGGAAACUAAAUAUAACUCAUCAAGUAUUUAAAGUGAAUUCAAAUUGAGUCCAAAACUCUGGGCUCUGAGUUGUCAGUCGAUCUGUGAAAACAUUCUCCGACAUCAUACCCAGGUUAAUUCACAAUGAAUCUUUCAACGUCUUGUGACGUGCACGUCCAGUGCAC